Daldinia caldariorum is the source of this 939-nucleotide messenger RNA. RefSeq lists its product as uncharacterized. Bases 1 to 939 code for a protein of 312 amino acids. The record is from RefSeq and is a predicted model, not a curated record. Lineage: Eukaryota; Fungi; Ascomycota; Sordariomycetes; Xylariales; Hypoxylaceae. The transcript has 3 exons.
AUGGAGGAAACAUUAAAGCAGCUCGAAGAAGAACUCAGUUCCGAGGCAGAGGGCCGAGAGUUUGACAAGGAUGACACUAAGGUUUCGUUACCUUGUGACCCCUAUUACAGCAAUGCUUCUAGUUCGAGGGGCUGGAAGCUAGGUCAACGCGAUGAUGAAGAGAGGAAUGGUACCGACAGUACACCCAAUGUACAUGCUGAACCUGCGUGCGAGGACAGGGCCCAGAAGGAAAAGCUGAAGGAACAUGUUAUGGAGAUGCUUCUCUACUCAUCCAGCCGAGUCUGUACUCCUAGUUCACCAACUGCAAAAACUUCCCCGAACCGGGAAUGGUCAAGUUUGUACCACACACUGGAGGCUGAGGAGCUGCUGCAAGACAAGAAGAGUUGGAAGUUCGUCAUGUUCCAAGAUGACUUUCUGAGUACACGCACCGAACGAGCUGACCAAGCUUUUGCCGCUCUGGUAUACGGUAGCUCUCCUGUAGCCAGACUGUUCAGGUGGAUUUUCAAGACCAAAGCGUAUAGGAGCUCGAAGGCCGGAAACAAGAACGAGGAAGUUACUUUCCUAUACACGAGAAAGAUUGAACGUUUCCAGAAAGGCCUCCUCGCUAUAGUGAGCGGUCUUGUCUUGAUGAUACCCGUGGGGAUUUUGUUCCUCCGACCGAUGGACAGGUGGAAAUGCUUAGCAGUGGUGGUCUGCUUCGGCGCUGCGUUCAUCGGCGUCAUGGUCCUUCUUGACAACAAGCUUGACAAAAUGCUGAUCGGCUUUUCGGCAUACUCGGCCGUCUUAGUCACGUACGAUUACGUUGAUAAAAACCCCCUUUUCUUGACUUUGCUGACUAAUCCCUUUUCGAUUAUAGGUUUCUGGCAAACAUACAAGACACGCAUGGUUGCUAAUGCUCGAGCUAGUCGUGUGAAAGAUAAACACCAUGUCGAAUGUUAA